Molecule: messenger RNA, 1349 nt
Organism: Pungitius pungitius (ninespine stickleback)
Lineage: Eukaryota; Metazoa; Chordata; Actinopteri; Perciformes; Gasterosteidae
Gene: agr1
Product: anterior gradient 1
Exons: 9
Coding region: 781-1272 (163 amino acids)
Cellular component (GO): endoplasmic reticulum
Source: RefSeq, a predicted model, not a curated record
AUCCAGCAAUCCCACAGUGCAUCAUUGAUGAAGACUGCGCCUGCGCGGACGGUCACGGUUGCUAAGCACCACCGGCGCCCAUAGCAACGGCUAACAAUCUGCAACUAUUCUGACGAUUGGAUAAAUAGACGGAUAGACAUAUGGGCAAAUAUAUAGUUUUUCCAUAUAUACACAUAUGCUCUGGGAAAUGGAAGUGAGAGUGAAAACUCUUGCAACACUUGUAGUGUUAAGAACAAUAAUUUAAGGCUGUCAAAUUUUGGCUGAUUUUUUUUUUAAAUGUCUUCAGGAAAAUUCCAAUUAAAUUAAGAAGUUUCAGUAAGGCUAGGUUUGCCAUUGUGAUCUAAACCUCCUUUAAAAGCCCACACAUACAUGCAUAGGCCCACAUGUUCUUAUGAUCCAGUACGUUUCUAGUAUGAGUUUAUUGAGAAACCACACUAGUACCACUGAAAGCAUCAGACAGAGACUGAAUUAGUGAGCUGGUUUUUUUUGACGAUUGUCAGCUCGGUGUCAGUCUGUCUCUAUCUCUCUGCCCCUCAGUUCAAGCAGUUCAAACUGUGUGGGUGUUUUUUAGGGAGUGAUUUCUUUUGUUUAAAAAUGAAGCGCUGCUUUGCUUUACCUGUUUGGUGGGUUCACCUGCUAGAAAGCACACCCAACUCGAGAGCACAUACAGUAUAUUGAAGGCUGCCACAGGCGCUCGUUGCUUCGUGCCGUCAAGAAGGUAUAGAUGGAGCUUUGAGAAAGCUUUUUGAAGACAGCGAUUAAGUUCUCCCAAAGGUAGCGAUGCUCCGCUGUGUCGUGUUUGCUCUGUUGCUGGGUGUCUGUGCCGGUUCUGGGAAACAGAAGACAAAGGCCAUGCCGCAGUCCUUGUCGAGAGGAUGGGGGGACGGCAUUCGUUGGGUCAAAACUUAUAAAGAGGGCCUGUCGGAGAUGGUCAAACGUAAGAAGCCCCUGAUGGUCAUCCAUCAUCAAGACAUCUGCCCGCACAGCCAAGCGCUGAAGAAGGCCUUUGCCGCCGAUAAGUCCAUCCAGAAGAUGGCAGAGAAGGACUUCGUCAUGCUCAACCUUUUGAAUGAGACGGCGGAUGGGAGAAUGGCCCCCGAUGGCCACUACACGCCCAGAAUCCUCUUUCUUGAUCAAUACAACACCGUGCGCACUGAGCUGGUGGGAAAGUUCCCGACCCACCUCUACACCUACGAGCCGGCUGACAUGGCACUCUUGACCCAAAACAUGAAGAAAGCCGUAAAAGCAAAGGCUAAGAAGGCUGAACUCUAACCAGGUUCCCACCUGCUCAGUGUUCUACGACUGACAUCUUCACAUCAAUAAAUCCAGAAUAAGUGAUUGAAAAUCAA